CGCGCGUCCUGCCUCUUGCACCCGACCACCACCUGUUAACUUCAGACUCACGUUCAUUGCUGUAUCUUUUCGUUUCCACCCAUUCCUAUGCCCUCCGUGGCUUCUAAGCGACCCGCGCUUCGUGGCUUCGCUGACUCGUCCUCCUCAGACGAGUCAAUGGAGACGCUCCCUCCUCCCCCAAAACGCAGCAGGCGCGCGCGCCCUGUAGCUGAGGAAGAAUCGAGCGAACAUGAGGUCGAGUCCCGCCCUCGGUCGGCUCGUCAGCGGCUCACUCGCCGUUCGCACGAAGCUGACACCUCCGUCCGUGCCAAGAAGGACAGGGGCAGGGGGCGAGCACGUCAGCCGCCAUCUGAUCAUGAAGACUGCGAUGAUGAGGACGAGAUGGAGAGCGAAGAGGAGACCACCAAGGCCAGGUCACUCGAUAAGUUUGGCUCCUCGGCAGUCUCAGAGUCGCACACGAGACUCAGCAUCCGUACAGGCGACCUCGAGAACACGCUCAAUACUAGCGGUGGCGCCUCCCGCCAGGACCCGAAGCCCACUCGCAUCAGGCGCAAGGAUUUGCUGUCCGAGGCCAACGCUACUGCUCCGAUCAAGGACAGCAACAUGUGGACCAGCGACUCCAACUUCGACCGUCAGCACACCGAAUCUGGUCAGCCUUCAGCAACGACAAGCAGCAGCGGUCAAGCUUCGUCAUCAACCAACGGCACAUCAGCUCAGUCUUCGCCUUCGACCUCGUCAUCUUCAACUUCAACCUCGUCUUCUUCGACUUCGGCUUCAUCGUCUUCAACUUCGACUUCAGCUUCUUCAACUUCGACCUCGCCUUCUACUGCCAACUCCACAUCGUCGGCCGGACCACCCCCUCCCGGUGCACCGACCCCUGGUCCUACACCACCGAUCCCACCUUCGGACGUCACUAAUGGCCCGAUGCCGCUCCAGUACAUCCCCGGCUUCGUUCAUCGCCCACACUACCGCUACAAGGCCGGAGACCUAGAUGGAACAUCCAAGCAGGUCAUCCUCCGGACGUGCCGCGAGUACGAGGCCCUCAUCCUCAGUGUUGAUGCCUUCCCGGACAGUGUGAAGCAGCGGGUUUGGCUUCAGCAGUGCUUUGCGGGUGCAUGUCGUAGCAUGGGCGUCAACUUCGUUUUUGAUGACAGGCUCAGAAGCAUGGUCGUAGGACGUGGCUCUCGCAUUCGCGGCGACAUGCUCAAGAUUGUUCGUGGGAAGGUCGCAUCAGAGUACAAGUUCCGCCUCUCGACUCGUCGCAUCGCGGUUCGGAAGAAUCUUAAGAAGGCCGAGAACCUCAAGAAGGACAAUGGUUAUCUCUAUCAGAACGACAAGACCCUUGUUGGAUAUUGUCGCUCGAAGCUUGUCCCUAUCAUUUUGCAGGAGGCCCUGUUCGGGUCGGACAGCACGUCGUUCGGUGUUGUGUAUCGCAGGUACUUCGAUCCAAUCCCUCUUCCGACACUCGCGCUCGUCUAUAGCAUGAUAAACCACUGCAUCACCGAAUGGUCUUCGGGCAAUCGUGUCGUCGCGAAGUUCACCGAGGAGGACGUCAAGAUCAAGAACUACCAAGCGCACCUCAAGCUCGUCUCGGACUGGUCCUCGGAUGAGCCCGGUACGACAAGGAACAUGCGCGUGCGUUGGUAUCGCAAGAUUAGGGCUUUGGCAGGCAUCGAAGACACGACGCAGCCUACCAUCACCGUCUCGGCAGCGGCUCGGAUGAAGGCACGCGAGGAGCUCAGCAAGCAUACUGGUGAUACGAGCACGGACGAGGAUGUGGACGACGAGGAUGAAGAAGAAGAUGAGGGUUCAGCCUAGUACGUACAGUACAAUUACACUUACAAUCCUGGACUUUCGGCUCGUAGAUCUUUGUUCCCUGCCGUUUCCUCAUGUUUGGCUUACUGAUAGAUAGAGUAUCGUAGACCUAGCAUAACACGUUGCCAUAGUCAAUUGGUUCAGUAUACAUGUGUUUUUGUUUCA
This is a messenger RNA of Schizophyllum commune H4-8, 1980 nucleotides long. RefSeq lists its product as uncharacterized. The transcript is spliced from 8 exons. Bases 88 to 1818 code for a protein of 576 amino acids. The record is from RefSeq and is a predicted model, not a curated record. Lineage: Eukaryota; Fungi; Basidiomycota; Agaricomycetes; Agaricales; Schizophyllaceae.